AUGGCGUCCACCACCAGUGGCAGCCUCCCAUCCUCUCCCUCACUCCCGGGCACCGGCUCCGAACAAGAAUUCUUCUCCGUCGACCCCCACGGCCUGUUCCUCCCUUCAUCCCCCUCCCCCGCCAGCCUGUUCGACCACGACUCCUCCUUCCAAGGCUUCUUCCCCACAUCCUCCCCCACGCGAGCAACAGCGACUCCACCUCACCCUACGGCCCCGUCAAAGCAGACCAAGAAGCGCCCCAGAGCCUCCCGCCGCCCACCCACCACCGUGCUCACCACCGACACCUCCAACUUCCGCGCCAUGGUACAGGAGUUCACCGGCUUCCCGGCGCCACCAUUUGCCGCCGGACCGUCCCCGUUCGUCCGCCCGCGGCUCCUCGGUGGCGCCUCCGCCUACGGGCCCCCCUUCCUGGUACGCCCGUGCCCUCUCAAAUACCCGCAGCAAAACCCUGCACUGCUGUCCUCCAUCGGCACCGGCACCACCACCGGCGGCCGAGCCAACUCUCUCAUGCACGCGCUCGCGCUGUUGGCGAGGAGCAACGCGAUGCCAAGUACCCCCGCUGAUGUUACGGCGAGAGGAUCAGGUGCUGCUGAUCAGUACGGCGGCCACCACGGCCACGGCAUGGGAGAUUUCAACUACAACCCGUUUGACGACUUCGAGACUGAGACUGCGGCAGCGGCAGCGGAAGGCGACAAGGCGGCGAACGGCGACCAUGCUGGGUUCUUCUCUUCCUUAGGCGGCGCCGGAGAUAAGUACGACCGGCACUAG
Molecule: messenger RNA, 768 nt
Organism: Triticum turgidum subsp. durum (durum wheat)
Lineage: Eukaryota; Viridiplantae; Streptophyta; Magnoliopsida; Poales; Poaceae
Source: the annotation of a GenBank genome assembly